AUGAAUUUGUCAGAGAGAUUGACGUCAGUUGCCAAGGUAAGGAGAGGAACAUCCUCGGAGAACCAUGACAGCUACUCACUUUGUAAACAUUCGCUGCUACUCGGUCUUCGGGGAUGGGAGUAAAAAGGAGGGUUUGAAAGACACGUAUUUUUAGUUCAUUAAUCAUUUGAUAACUACCAUACAAAGGGAACUGCCUUUGUGAAUUGCCUCUUUGAAAGAGCGCAUUUUUAACUUUUGGUUAUCUUUAAUAUUUUUGCUUAUAUCGACUUAAGGGCAACAAAAUGCUAAAAUUGAGAAGUUUAAUUUAUAGCUUACGAAGGAGCAAGAGGAAUAAGUUCCUUCUCAAACAAUGCAGUUACACUAGGGGCCAACCGAAUAUGUCCUGGUGCAGAAGGGAAAAACGUUAUCAUCAUCAGUCGUAAAUGUUUCAAAGGGAAUUAGUACAUUAGUGCGAAUUUCCGAACUGGAAAAGCUUCACUACGAUUCGAUCAAGGAAGAUCAACUUUAACUUAAGAUUUUCACAAUCUCUUCUCGAAAUAAUGAAUGAAACUUGAAUGUAUGGUAAGAAGAUAAUAGUCUUAGAUUUUCUCCUCGAUGUAGGAACCGUAUAGUAUAUCUUUGCUUUGAGUUAUCAUUAUUAUUAUUUUUAACUAUUUUGUGUUGAAUCCGAUGUUACCUUCCUUUUGCAUCGCUCGUGGGUAUUACAGGUUCUCACAACGAGGAUGAGCCAAUUUUUGAUGCAGCCAGUUCGGAAGAACCGUAAAUUCCAAUUUGCAUGUUUGUGUCUCGACUCAACCAUCCCCUUUCUAAACCCUGCUCCGCGGUACCUGGUAUUGAAAAUUGUACUUCAAUGUUAGUUCCGGCCGAACUUUAGCGCACUCCGAGCGCCAAAUUUGAAACGAUGAUCAGCAAACCGAGGCCAAAACAAAGAAAAAGUGGCCAAAACUGUUCAGAGUGGCUCACGAUUUUCACGUUUUCGCUCUAACUGUACACUAAUUAUUAGUAUUAGCAUAUGGAUUUUGUAGAAAAGACGUCAGUAAAACAUAAAAAACCACUGCUGACUUUGUAGUCCUUGUAGAAGUUCUGGCUUUUACGCUUUGAAAAUCGGCCACAGUGACUUUUUUGUAUGGGAGGUCACCUUGGAGUCUAAAUAUUUGUUCGGAAGGUCACUUUAUUCAUGUGUCAGCAUAUGGAUAUGUUAUUUUGACUAUUAAGGAAGACUCUAUGAAAGUUUGGUACGAUUACGUUGUGUGGAAGUUCUGGCUUUUCGUCAAAUUCUGAAAGUACUCCUGUUCGUUUACGUUCGUAAAGAAUAAGGACACGCUCGACUUGGUUUGAAACUCCUGCCUGCAUAUUAAUGUUUUGAAACGGAUCUAAAUUUGAAUAAUUAUCUUAUACAAUGUUUCCUCAAUGUUUUUACAUGUUAACCGACACAAGAUUUCAAAAAGAAAUGUCAUACCAGGGGAGAAUAAUUAUUCUCUCUUGCAUUUACUUCACUUCCAUCGUUUUACAAAUAGAAACCGACGCAUGGAGUGCACAAACCCAUCGAGUAAAAGAGCGCGUCUUUAAUAUGAGCUGCUUUGACCGGUUCAACGAAACUGAAACGUAACGAUCAAACAAAACCAAGUGUUCUGCUCAUUUCUUUUGCUAUUUGACAACGCUUUUUUAUGUAUUGAGAGAGACUGUUUAGCCGUCGCACGCAGUCAGAUCAGUCAGAUCAUUCUAAGGGUAUUCAACAGACCGUUUCGUUGACAGCUAGCGAUUCUUUUACGGGAGUAGUCGGCUUUCCGAAAGCUUAUAUAUGAAUGUAUGAUUUUGGCUUUUCUGGGACCAAACGAACUGUCCGUAUUACAGAGGUGUCCGUAAGGAGAGGUUAGACUGUAUCUGCUUAAUCUGCAGCCAUCCGUAGCUAAAGGAAGUUAUCGACAGAUGACGUAAAUAUCCUUAGACCAAUCAAAGUUCGGCAAAAUAUUUUUUUAUCUUUUAAAACCUGCAUAAAAAUAUGAUCAUCUGAAGGCAGCUGUGAAGCAUUUUGUGGCUUACGGAGUCAAGUGGUUUAUCACUACUCUUACUAGGCGCCAUGUCUACUGAUAUGAUGCAGUUCGAUAUAUAUAUGCAAGAGCUCUAACCAGCUGCUACUAAUUCGGAAACCAAGAAGCAUAGUGUUAAGAACCUUUUGAACAGUAGAUUCACUUUCCGAUUGUGGCAAAUUCUCGUUUUUCUGUUCGUAAUGACAAUAAUUAAUAUAUAGAUUUAGCCAGGGCUAAAAGCAAAGCUCUCAUUAAUAAAUUUAUAAUUUAAAUCAAACAAUAAACUUGUGUUCCACAAAUCAGUUUACUUAAGGGCACAUUCAUGUGACUUUUGAGGGAAAGGCUAAGCGAUUUUAGAGUAAAAAAAAUCUUGCAUCGAGUUGAUAGCCUUAUAUGUACACCCAAAAAUAGUUUUCUGUCACAUUUAAGAGCAGUAAUGGCUUUUUGCGUUCGACAAGUUUACUUUAAAAAGUCUUGCCCACCGAAUCUGGGUGCAUGCAAACCAACCUUUUAUACUUUUUACAGCUAUUUCGAGAAAGGUUGUCGGAAGAAAUGUAAACGCGACAAUCCCGAAAGGUAAUAUGGGAUAUAAUCAAUACAGUGUUCCCUGACACUGUAGCUGUCGAACCUACUUUUGUUGCUUUCCUUUAGCACUCGCAAACAUACGUUCACGGCUUCUCGUGCAAUUCUUUCAAAUUUCUUUGAAAAACAGUGAACUCAAAACCACCCACAAUACCUUUUGGGGGUUGUCACGUGCACUUUUCCCGACAACCUUUCUCGAAAAAGCUGUAUACAUUACAUCUGAGGAGAAAGAGUUCUAUCAGGCGCUGUUUUUAUCAUACAGACUUCGUACAAAAUGCAGUAGUUCACAAUUUUUCAAGACAAAUUGCAUUCAUUCAAUUCAGGACCAUCAAAGCACGCGUUGACUUUUAGCGAAACCGUUCAAAAAAUUUCCAAAAUCAAGUAUACGGCCAAAACUUUUGACAAGCGCCAAAUUUGCGAAGAAAUUUUAAAAGAGUUACGCUUCCACAUGAUAAAGGAUUUAUUGUGUUUAUUUUUUAUUCAUGGUUUUAGAACGAUGUGUAAUCUUAAAAAGCGUUUGAUACGCGCGGCAUUUUGAGUACUCCUGCAAGCGAUGUUCAUGAACGACUGAAAACAAACGGCAAAGCGAUGAAAAUUGUACUUUUGAGACUACUAACAAUCAAUAAAGAAAUAUAAUUCGAUACAACAUUUACAGAGGUAACAAUUUUCAUUCACGAAAACAAAUGAGUAUUUAAGUGUCUCUAAGAAUCCUGAGUCUGUAAGCUUAAAGAUUAAGUUUAUGUUUUAAGCCGCCAGCUUCCCGGUGUUUGUUGUUUUCAAAGAUGAACUCGCGACAAGAAAAUCGCUCAAAGCUUUCUCUCUGCAGCCAAACUUAUAACUAAACAUUCUUCAGAAUUUUUUUUUUCUUUUCAUUCGCGGUGUAAUAUCGACUAAAGGCUUUUUAAAGUUCUGGCUUACAUCAAACCUCGUACUAGGUCAGAUCAGUGUCUCAUAUCUUAAUACAAAUGUGCAUAGACUAGCUUCAUAAACUGCGCUCGACUUCAUGAAAUUAGAUAUAAAUACAAUAAUUACUCAGGCUUACCAUAUUUCGAGAUGCAGCUCCUGCAAGCUAUCAAGUAACGCCAGGAUCGCUUGAGCCUUUAUAAUAGGCCAGUUGCACUAAGAGGUUACGUGACCAGUGCUUCCUUUAAACGAUGAAUUGGAAUCUUGCUGAUGCCAAAAAUUGACAGAGCACAUAAAAAUUAUCUUACACCCGAAAUUUGAGAGGAAAAGCAUUUAAGGGAGAUAUUUUAUGGCACUUUGAUUUUUCAACAAAGUAGUAUGAUUUGUAUUGGCCGCCAUGUUGGAGGGCAUACUCUUGCCCUCCAACAUGGCGGCCAAAACUACUUUUUGCUUAUUUCUUGCUUACAUCAUCUUUUCAACAUUUCCCUUGAACUUUAAGUGCAAAAUUUGUGUUCAGAAAGAGGUAAUUCAUAAUUUUAAAAUCACAUUUUGGUCACGUGACCAGCUACAAACUUACUCAUUUUAAGGAAACGGUGCGGGUUUGAAAAACCAAAUCACUAUUAUUUUGUUUAAGAUAUGACCCACUAAUCGUUUUUUGAAGGCAAAAUCAUAUAACUUUCAUUUUCAUAAAAACGAUGUAACAUGACCUCUUAGUGCAAAUGGCCUAUUCUCUUACGCAUCCAGCAAGGUGAAAAACAAAAACGAUGGCAUCCGAAAUCGGAUUUCCGACCUUGACAAGCGGCGAAUCUCACAACCAAAAAUUCAAUAAACAAACCAGCCAUGAAUAACAGAAGACUCUUGAUAGCGGCUGUAUUUCAUUUUGUACAUUUAGUGGAAAAAGACAGUUAAAAACAUCACAAGUUGACACAAAACUCUGUUAUCUUUGGCUGGCAAAGUAAACAAGUCGCAAGAUGCUGCAUAAAUUGUCCGUAUGAACUCACCUGUCAAAUUUUGACCAAUCAUAGCAUAAAAAUUGGACGUGAAGCGUGACCAACGCGUGACUAUGGUGAGAAAAGUGAAAAGUAUCUGUCUUCCCUACUUGCAUUUUUAAAUAACUGGCUGAAUUUUCGCGUCCGAGGUCAGUUUGAAAUAAAAUGUUAAAUAGUGCUAGGCCAUAGUGACAUAAACACAACAUAUUUCAUAUGAAUUUAAAAAAAUGAGCUUGCGAUCAUUUGAAAACUAGUAACUCGUCUUCGGAUAACUUCAAAAAAUACUCGACCUGGAUGGGUCGACACCUGAGCCCGCGAUACGGUCAGGUGAUACUGGUCAGCGGAUACCUUGUUUUGACAGCUGCCAAUUGAUCACAACAUUGAUGUGCAAUCAGUGGGCUCCCAAAGUAGCUAGAAAGUUAUGGGCUCCUGUAACAUUUUAAUUUUUUAUUAAUUAUUUUAGUGGCCUUAUCAUGAACGGGUUUAAAGUUAUAGAGGCGGGCCUGCGAAGGCCUCCUCAGACGCAGGAAGCAAAAAGUAAAUAUAUAAAGCCUGCACUUAUUAAAUAAGCAACUGGCUACGAAGCCAUUCAACCCAGAUAUUUUGGAAACGAUGCACCUCUUGUCUUAGUAAAUAUAGCAGCCGAACCAUUCUUGGAUGCAUUUCUAGUCAAUUUAGAGGACCUGAAUUCCAAUAUUACUUGGAGAGCAUGUUCUCUUAUUACGCCUGCACUUACGCUUAGGUGUUAAUUAACAGUUAAUGAAUGAGACUGAGUAUCUUAUGAAGAAUUAUGGAGAUCGAGGAUAACACCCUCCGAGAUCUCCAUAAUUCUUCAUAUGAUACGAAAGCCGAAUUCAAUAACUGUUUUAUUAUUCAUUCAAAAUAAUUCCUAGUUUAAAAACAUAGCUAAAACAUGCUUACCUCUAUCGAUCCAUCGAUGUUCAGUUCAUCUUCGAUAGUGUACGUUUAGGUUUGUCCAGCUCCACAAAUAUUCUCCAAAUAGCAGAUGUCGCCCUUCGAGUUGUCUUCUUGCUGUUCUUGCCAUGUUUUUAGCUAUUUUUUGGCCUAGUUAUUACUCUUGAAACGAGUGAAAUGUCCGCCAUUUUUUCAAAUUCACAACCAAAACAACUCAACCUCGUCCCCAGGUUUUCUCGGUUAACGGUGCCUUAACCUACGAAAACGCUGCAUUUUUGACGUCAUUUCCUCGUUAAAGUCAAAUUUCUUCCAAAUUUGGUCAUCAGUAACUGGUUAUGGUGAAUUAAACAUGUGCUUUUAGCCAAUCAGAAUCGGGGAAAUAUUUUGAAUGAAUAAUAAUUAAGGUUAAGCCUCAUCGCUCUUAACUAUCUCGUGGUCAGCCUGUGUAAUUGUACUUUCUAGGAUCGUAUCAUGCCUUUGAGGUUAUCGUUGACCCCAGGAAAAAAAAGGCUCAAUUUUUAAUAUGAGAAUUUAUUUGUUUUGUCUAACUUAGAAAUAAUAUGCAACUUUGAUGUUUCAAUGUACGGUUUUGUGCAAGGCAUUAAUGACAAGUUUGACUGGACUCGACACAAUGGAAGCACACCCUCUAGUGGUACAGGACCUUCUUUUGAUCACACCACUGGAAACUUGACCGGUGAGCUCUAA
Porites evermanni is the source of this 6124-nucleotide messenger RNA. The record is from the annotation of a GenBank genome assembly. Lineage: Eukaryota; Metazoa; Cnidaria; Anthozoa; Scleractinia; Poritidae.